AUGGCUCCUACGAAGCCGGAGGCCAAGGUGCUUCCUAAGAAUGAUAAAACCAAAAGCGUAAAAGAUGGUAAAGUAGCUAAAUCUGUCGUAAAAACUAAAAGCGCCAAGAAGAAAAAGAAGGGUCGUCCAAGAAACUACGAUCUUGGCAAUGGUGUCUACAGGUUUAGCAGGACCCAAAUGUUCCACAAAAAAGCUAAAUACAAGUUUAUUGGGAAAAAAAAUCCUAAGAAAGUGAAGCCUAAAAAGCCGAAAACUGUAGAAAAACCAAUUGGAGGUGAUAAAAAUGGUGGAAAGCGUAUUGUAUUAUUAAGAAAAAGGCGUAACUACUACCCAACUGCGAAAAGAAUUAAUCGUCAUCCAUCAAAGAAAACUUUUAGCCAACAUACACGUUAUACCAGGAAAUCUUUACUUCCUGGAAGAGUUUGCAUUUUGUUGGCUGGUAGGCAUAAGGGUAAAAGGGUAGUUUUGCUUAAAGUUCUUAAGAGUGGAUUAUUGCUUAUCACAGGUCCUUUCAAAAUUAAUGGAUGCCCUCUUCGAAGAAUAUCUCAAAAUUAUGUUAUUGCAACAAAAACAAGAGUGAAUAUUAAUAAAGUAAAAGUGCCCGAACAUUUAAAUGAUGAAUAUUUCAGAAGAAUAAAGCCUAAGAGGGCUAAGAAAGAAGAAGGUGACAUUUUUGCCAAGAAGGUUGAGGUUUACACAGUUUCGGAAAAGAGGAAAUUGGAUCAAAAGGAAGUUGACAAAGCAGUUAUAAAAGCAAUUAAAGGCCACAGAGACCAUCUUCUAAUAAUCAAAUAUUUGGCUGCAAUGUUUGGAUUGAAAAAAACCCAAUAUCCUCACAGACUUAUUUUUUAA
Pediculus humanus corporis (human body louse) is the source of this 852-nucleotide messenger RNA. Its product is annotated as 60S ribosomal protein L6, putative. The record is from RefSeq and is a predicted model, not a curated record. The transcript has 5 exons. Bases 1 to 852 code for a protein of 283 amino acids. Gene Ontology annotation, biological process: ribosomal large subunit assembly; cytoplasmic translation. NCBI's taxonomy places the organism in Eukaryota, Metazoa, Arthropoda, Insecta, Psocodea, Pediculidae. Gene Ontology annotation, molecular function: RNA binding; structural constituent of ribosome. Gene Ontology annotation, cellular component: cytosolic large ribosomal subunit; ribosome.